Scylla paramamosain (green mud crab) is the source of this 1909-nucleotide messenger RNA. Its product is annotated as S-methyl-5'-thioadenosine phosphorylase-like. Gene Ontology annotation, biological process: nucleoside metabolic process. Gene Ontology annotation, cellular component: cytosol. Gene Ontology annotation, molecular function: S-methyl-5-thioadenosine phosphorylase activity. NCBI's taxonomy places the organism in Eukaryota, Metazoa, Arthropoda, Malacostraca, Decapoda, Portunidae. The record is from RefSeq and is a predicted model, not a curated record. The coding region runs from base 174 to 1004 and encodes 276 amino acids. The transcript is spliced from 8 exons.
CCCUGUUGGAAAUGUGUAAGCAAUCUGGCAUUACCACGCCUCCCGUGGAUGCUACCUGUUGCAGCUGCGGACUGUUGAGUGCCGGUACCAGUUAAGUGCUGAGUAUCAUCACUAUCCUGUGUCACUCCCCGCAGCGUGUUACACCAGCAGCCCAGGUCAAGACAGCCUGCACCAUGACCCCGGUGAAGAUUGGCAUCAUUGGAGGCUCAGGGCUGAACAAUCCUGACUUGUUUGAGGUGACCAGCGAGUCCCCCCAAGACACUCCUUAUGGGCCUCCCUCGGACAUCUUACGGGAGGGACUCAUUGGGGGUGUGCCCUGCGUGCUGCUGGCCAGACACGGCCGCAAGCACACCAUAAUGCCCACCAAGGUGAACUACCGAGCCAACCUGUGGGCGCUGAAAGAAAGGGGCUGCACCCACGUCCUGGUGUCUACUGCCUGCGGGUCGCUGCAGGAGAACAUCCACCCUGGGGACUUUGUUAUCCUGGACCAGUUCAUUGACAGAACCACAAAACGUUCACAAACAUUCUAUGAUGGUGAGGAGGGACACCCACCAGGCAUCCUUCACCUCCCUAUGGGCACUCCUUUCUGCUCUGACACCACCACCCACCUGAAAGAAUGUUGUGAGGCUCUGGGCUACACUGUCCACCCCACAGGGACUGUGGUGACCAUAGAGGGGCCGAGGUUCAGCUCCAAGGCGGAGAGUCGCAUGUUCCGGCAGUGGGGCGCCGAUGUGAUCAACAUGACCACUGUGCCAGAGGUGGUGCUGGCCCGGGAGCUUGGCAUGUGCUAUGCUGCCAUCGCCAUGGCCACGGACUAUGACUCUUGGAGGGAAGGACAUGAGGCGGUGACUGUGGAGGCCGUCAUGGCAACUUUCAGAUCCAAUGCUGAGAAGGCAAUCAAUGUCCUCAAGAUGGCUGUGGCCAAAAUAGCAGCAGAGGACUGGAGUCAAAGGAUUUCUGCUCUGAAGUCAAGUGUGGACAGCAACAUAAUGAGCGGCAAGUAAGGUUUGCAAGUUUGCAUAACUGCAGCUCCAUUCAUGCAGCUUUACCAAACAUGAUGGAAUCAAAGGCUUCAAGUGUCAUCAACUCCCCUCUUACUGACAGUCUUCAUUGUCUCCCACACUGCCACAACAGUACACCUAUUACUACUUGUACACAUAUCCAGACCCAACACAAGAAGGAUGCCAAGGAUUUCUCCAUCUCCCACAACUUGGCUCAGAGCUCAGACAAACCAGCAAUUUGGAAACUUGAAGAGCGACAUCCAACAUCCCCAAAACAAGACUGACAUCCAGGCAGUUAUGAGUGUUCUUCACAACUGGACCUCAACAUAAAUAAAUGAAGAUUGUGCCUGCUACUCAUCUAGAGACAAGAAAUCAGCUUUUGAGAAGCAAGCAAGUGCUGUGAAUCUCCAUCAUUUCUCUUAGAAUGUAGAGGACAGGUAAACCAAAAGGAUGUUCAAUGGUAUGGUAAGGAAUACCAACCCUCACUCCAUCUUGUAUCACUGGUCAUCACUAUGUAUUGUUAGGGGAAUUACUAAUAUAGUAAAACCUUGCUAAGUUGACUGAGAGUUUAGAAUGUUUUUUAAUUCUUUUAAUAUCUAAAGCAAAAUGUCACAAGUCAGUGGAUAUAAGAAUAUUGAGGACUGUUCUUAAAUACUGACUAGUGUAGGCAGGUGUAAUUUGCUCUACACUUUUAAUGAAUUACCUGACACGAUGCAAAGGAGGAAAUAUCAGAUUACUUUCACAAGUCACAAAGACCACAAUCUUGAAUGUUCCAUCUUGUCAAUGUUUUACAAAAAGUAUCAAAAUCGAGUGCCUUAAUACCAAUGAAAAACUGAAGAAACAAGUCCAAAAAAAUCCUGGUUUAAUAGUGUACCUAUCUAGUGAAUAAAUUAAUAUAAAAAUGAAAA